AUGUUAGAAUAUUACAAGUUCUUGUUUUAUACGAUUCUAAUUUCACACCAUGAACCGACAGUAGCGUUUUUGAAGCAAAGCUUCGAUUGUGGACCGUACGGCUUCGUGUGCGAAGGUACAACUAAAUUAAGGCUUUGUGAGGGCGACAACUUAUUAGGACCUGCUUUCAAUUGUCCAGCAAAUACUGUAUGCAACGAGGACUCGAGUGAUGUCUGCGAAAAUACAAUAAACUAUAUUGAUCCUGCAAUAAGUCGCACGGUACGGUGUCACCGUAAUGAAAGAAUUGCUGAUCCAAGUGUCGCCGAUUGCAAAGGAUAUAUUCUUUGUAUACCUAACAAAAACCGAUUUCAAGGUAUCAAGUUUAAAUGCUCUGGAACAACUAUUUUUAAUGGUUACACUCGGACAUGCUCUUCUCCUGAUACGUAUAAAUGUCCAAUGACGAAUAUUACGAAAACAACGUCCACCUUAUAUCACCAGGAUAAUCGUAGAAUGGACACAAACACUAGAAAUAAUAACUUUGAUAAUUUAGAUAUGAAUUCGCACUGGGGCAGACCUAUUGACUGUAAAAAUUACAAAUUUGCGGUAACACAAGACAAAAGUCCCGUUCGCGCUAAAUAUUUUUGUCCAACACGUCCGGUCAGAGGAGAGUCCGCUAUUCGAUGUACAAUUUUCUCCAACCAGUUCUGCAUAACAUUAGAGAGAGACGAAAAGGACUCCUUUAUUCAACCAACAGGUGCAGCUUAUCGAAAACCCAGGUCUUUUGUAGUAAACAAAUAA
Parnassius mnemosyne (clouded apollo) is the source of this 777-nucleotide messenger RNA. Lineage: Eukaryota; Metazoa; Arthropoda; Insecta; Lepidoptera; Papilionidae. The record is from the annotation of a GenBank genome assembly.